AUGCCCAUUUUCAUCCUCAGAGGUGAUCAGCAGCGCAACGUCCGUCUCCUGGAGCUUCCAACCAGAGGGAGCAACGACCCCUAUAUCAUCAGAGUAUCAGCAGUUGAGGUGAAGACGCCAGAGGAGCUCUUUGUGGAGAAUGGGACAGAAGCAAGACUUCCAUGCCCAUUUUCAUCCUCAGAGGUGAUCAGCAGCGCAACGUCCGUCUCCUGGAGCUUCCAACCAGAGGGAGCAACGACCCCUAUAUCACUGCAGUUCUUCUAUUACUCUCAAGGGAAUGCGUACCCUUGGAAAGACACACCAUUUAAGAACAGAAUCAGUUGGGCUGGAGACCUUAACAAGAAAGAUGCAUCUGUCAGCAUAGCAAACGUGCAGUUCCAGGACAACGGCACUUACUUCUGCGAUGUCAAGAACCCACCUGACAUACUUGUCAAGCCAGGAGAAAUCCGACUUAGAGUCGUGCAGAGAGGUACCUCCCCUCACUAA
This is a messenger RNA of Emys orbicularis (European pond turtle), 486 nucleotides long. RefSeq names its product myelin protein zero-like protein 1. Gene Ontology annotation, cellular component: cell surface; focal adhesion; plasma membrane. The transcript has 3 exons. The record is from RefSeq and is a predicted model, not a curated record. The coding region runs from base 1 to 486 and encodes 161 amino acids. Lineage: Eukaryota; Metazoa; Chordata; Testudines; Emydidae.